Musa acuminata AAA Group (dessert banana) is the source of this 4278-nucleotide messenger RNA. Its product is annotated as protein DWARF 53-LIKE. The record is from RefSeq and is a predicted model, not a curated record. The transcript is spliced from 3 exons. The coding region runs from base 682 to 4155 and encodes 1157 amino acids. NCBI's taxonomy places the organism in Eukaryota, Viridiplantae, Streptophyta, Magnoliopsida, Zingiberales, Musaceae. Gene Ontology annotation, molecular function: ATP hydrolysis activity; ATP binding.
UAGGUGGCUGGGCCCUCACCUCUCGUGGGGUCCACCUCGAGUGCUUUAAGUCUCUCAAGACUUGAUGAGGACGUGUGCGGACGAAUCGGCACAUCACCCCUUGACGAUUCGGCGGGUGAAUCACCCGUGCUCUCCCAAAACUGGAAGAGGCCUUUUGUGGAAGGGACUGCCCUUUGCGAGCAGAAACCGGCCGCUGACCAAAACCCCCAGGCUCUCCAGCGCAAGUACGCCCGUGAGGGCGACGCGACCGGCGGUUCCGCCAUCCGCAGCAUCUCCUCCGUCACUCACCGACGAGAGACCUACGGUCCAAGGAGCGGGGGAAACGAAGGGCAGCAGCGACGCCGCUGGCGGUGACGGUUGUGUGAGGAGCACCCCGUGUGGGGCCCGCCGGCCAUUCUGCUCCCCCGUUGGUUGGAAGCCCUGGGGCCCGCCGUUCUCCCCCUCUCGUCGCCAGCGAUAAGUAAACCGGAGGAGUGCCAACUGCCAUAGACAAUCGAUUGCCUCUCUCUUCUCUCUUCUCUCUUCUUCUCGCGGUAGUCAUCGUGUUCUUAUUAUUGCUAAUUGCUAUUGUAUUGUACUUUGCGGAGAACUCCCUGGAGAAUCUUGCAUUCGAGAAGGGGUAUAUGUUAUUCUUGGGGUUUAGUUUUUAGUGGAGUAUAUGUUAGCUUGGUCGAGGGCGGAAUGCCGACGCCGGUUAGUAACGCGCGCGCGUGCCUCGCUGCCGAGGCGGCUGCGGCACUCGACGGCGCCGUGUCGGUCGCCCUCCGCCGCGCCCACGCCCAGACCACGUCCCUCCACGUCGUCUACGCUCUCCUCCUCUCUUCCUCCUCCUCCUACCCCUCCCCCGCAGCCGGAAGAGGCGCGGAUGGAGGCUCGCAUGCGCCGUGUUCGAUCCUCCUUGGUGACGCGCUCUCACGAGCCCGGAGCUCCGUAUAUUCGCCCAGGCUACAGUUCAAGGCGCUUGAGCUCUGCUUCGGAGUGGCUCUCAACCGGCUGCCGUCGUCGUCGAGCAACAGGCAGGCGGUGGAGGAGGGUGGCGGCGGUGAUGAACCGCCGGUUUCGAACUCGCUGAUGGCGGCGAUCAAGCGGUCGCAGGCGAUCCAGCGGCGGAAUCCGGAGACGUUGUACCUGUACCAGCAGCAGCAGACCCCCGGCGGCGGUGGCGCAUCGUCGUUCUCCGGGGUGAAGGUGGAACUCCAGCAGCUGUUGCUCGCGAUCUUGGAUGACCCCGUGGUCAGCCGGGCGUUUGGCGACGCCGGAUUCUGCAGCACGGACAUCAAGCUCGCCAUUCUCGGCCCCCCGCCGCCCAUCCUCCGCUUUCCCCGCGCCGCCCGAUCUUCCCCGCUCUUCCUGUCCAAUUUCUCGGCCGGGGAUGGAUUCGAGACAGUACUCACCUCCCGAGAGCUCGUUUUCCCCUUCCCCACGGCCACCGCGCAGCUCUGCUCCGACGGCGGCGGUGAGAAUUGCCGGAGGAUAGGGGAGAUCCUUGCUCGGAAGAGCAGCGGACGGAAUCCGAUGCUGGUCGGAGUUGGCGCCGGCGAGGCAGCUCGAGACUUCGCCCAAGUAGUCGAGCGGCAGAAUUGGGCGGUUUUGCCGCCAGAGCUACAUGGAAUAAAGCUUGUUAGCAUCGAGAAGGAGGUGGCCGAGCUCAGUACUGGCGGCUGUGAUCAGCUGGCGGUUGGCAUUCGGCUGGAGGAGAUGGGGAAGAAAGCAGAGUCACCAGGUGCCAUCUUGAACAUUGGGGACUUGAAGAGGGCAGUGGAAGGCUGUGCUGAAUGCAAUGAUAAGGAAAGCUGUUUGGUUUCAGAGGUUACCAGAUUGUUGGAGGUCCACCAUGGGAGAUUGUGGGUGAUGGGAUGGUCGGCGACGUACGAGACAUACAUGAAGUUCUUGUCCAAGCAUCCAAUGCUGGAUAAAGAUUGGGGUUUGCAGUUGUUGCCAAUCACUUCAGUGAGGACUGGAAUGGGUAGAUCACUUACCAGACCUUCAAGCUUGAUGGAGUCAUUUGUUCCACUAGGAGGAUUUUUCCCUACAGCAUAUGAGUCAAAGGGCAUAUUUAGCAGUGUGUAUUCAUCAGUGUUCCGCUAUGACGAUUGCAAUGACAAGUGCGAGCAAGAAGUUUCUCUUACUCUUUCAGUUGAUGGUCAGCAAAAUGCAAACUUGCCUUUUUGGCUGCACAAAGCCAAUAUGGUUAGCCUGAAUGAUGGAUCCUAUGCAGCAAAGGCUAAAGAUGAUCAAAUAGUUUUGAAUGCUAAGAUUAUGGAUUUGCAAAAGAAAUGGAAUGAUAACAGCCAAUGCCUCCAUCAUGGUUGUCAGACAACAAACACAGACGAUUGUGCUGCUGUUGCUUGCACUACGAAUCCAUCAUAUAUUUCUAACAUGGAGAGGGCCUGCAGUUGGAAUGGUGAAAAUCCUGAUGAUGAUCAAAGGCCAAGAGGGCAUGGAAUUCCAUAUCCUAUUUCAGUAGGUACACAGAAGAUCAUCAUGGCUGGUAAGAGGAUCUCCUUGCCUUCGGUUUUGGAACCAGAAAAUGAGGACCUAUCAUUGAAACUUCAGGUCAGACCUUCCAAAGGUGAACAGCUUCAAAGGGAGUUCUUCCAAUCUCACCAGGGCGAUGAACAUGCUUCACCUUCCUCUGUUACAUCUGUCAUGACAGAUUUGGUUUUGGGAACUCUUCAUGAGCCGCUUUGCAAUGAGGAAAAUUUUGUUUGGCAAGAGCAAAAAGAUCAUUUGGAGGAUUUGUCUGGUUGUUUGCCAUCAAUGAGUGCUGAUAUGAUUAGAAAAUUUGGCCCAGAUGUUGCUGUUGAAUCAUCUUCAGACGAAAAGAGUACCCAUCCACUUGUUCUGACCCACUCAUUUUCACAGGUUUCAAAUGAUUGUGCCUCUGCCUACAAUAAAAGCUCACUCAUCUCGUCCAAUACAAGGCACAAGUUUGAUUUGAGUAACUAUAAACCAUUAUGUUCAAGUCUCAUCAACAAAGUUUGCCAACAAGAAGAAGCAGCUAUUGCUGCUACUCAAGCUAUAGUCCAUUGUAAAACUGGUGAAAGACGUCGUGGUGCAAGCCUGAGAGGAGAUGUUUGGCUCAGUUUUCGCGGCCCAGACAAGAUUGGAAAGAAGAGAGUAGCAAUGGCUCUUGCAGAAACAAUAUAUGGGAUCAAAGAAAACUUUGUAUGCAUUGAUCUAAGUUACCAGGAUUGUGUUGCUCAUCCCAGGAGCAUCUGUAACCAACAGGAUGCCAUCGGAAAUGGUUUACAAUGUAGAGGAAAAAUGAAUGCGGACCAUAUUGCUAUAGAGCUAAGCAAGAAACUAGGAUCUGUUGUAUUCCUUGAAAAUGUGGAUAAAGCUGACUUGCUUGUUCAGAACAGUUUAUCCCAAGCUAUUCGUACCGGUAAAUUUCCUGACUCCCAUGGAAGGGAAUUGGGCAUAAACGAUGCCAUAUUUAUCCUGACUUCAUCAGGAACUCAAGGCCAAAACUUUUCUCGGAGGAAAGAUCACAGUAGUUUUUCCGAGGAGAAUAUUCUGGCAGCUUCAUGUUGGCAGAUGAAGAUUUUCUUAGAACCAUCUCCAGAAACUGCUAAGCUCUCAUUUGCUUCAACUCAAAAACCCAGGAAUAAUCAAGUAUAUGAACACUCUGUUUUUGUAAGAAAGCGCAAGCUGGAUAUUUCUGAUGAUUUGAUGUCUGCAAAACGGGCACAAACAACCUCAAAUGUGUUCUUAGACUUGAAUCUGCCUGUAGAAGACGUUGAAGGUCACAAAGAUCACUCUAAAUCAGAAAAUUCGGCGGCAUGGAUGGAAGACUUCCUCGGCCUAGUCGAUGCAACAGUGGACUUCAAGCCUAUUGAUUUCGAUGCCUUUGCUGAUAGUAUUUUGAAAGAUAUAAACAAGAUCUUUCUUAGUAAUUUUGGUUCUGAUUGUGUGUUGGAGAUUGAACAAAAGGCAAUGGAGGAGAUACUUGCAGCAGCAUGGUCAUCAGAAGAUAGGGGAGCUCUAAAUAACUGGUUCGAGCAGGUUCUUGUCAGGAGUCUCACUGAGUUGAGAUGCAGGUACAACCUCUCAUCAACUCACAACAUUCUUAGACUUGUUGCUUGCAAGGAUACAUUUGCUCAGGAGCAUGCACCUGGAGUUCUCCUUCCUUCAAGAAUCAUCAUCGACUGAGAAUGUAUAGAUUGAUGUAACACUACUUGCAUAAUGUAGCAUUAGCACUCCUCGUGAAAUGACUAUAAUCUUGUUAAUGUAAUUGCUUUCCUGUGUAAAUCGAAUCAGGAAGUUUGAUGGCUC